GUGUGUAUCUGGCAUUUUUACUGUAUCUCGUGGAUCUCCUGUGAUGGCCUUGAGGUGUACUUGCUCGUAGGGACUGAUGGGAGUUGUAGUUGCUUCAGUACUUCUAUGCUGAGGGACUCAUGUGUGUACAAGAGACAAGUCCUCUGUCUGCUGUUAGCACAGAAGCAGGGACAUGAAAUAAUACCAAGUAAAGAAGAAGAAAUACGUAAUAUCUUUUCUCAAAUCCUACAUGCUGCGACUUCACUAUCCUAA
This is a messenger RNA of Bipolaris zeicola 26-R-13, 252 nucleotides long. RefSeq lists its product as uncharacterized. The transcript has a single exon. Lineage: Eukaryota; Fungi; Ascomycota; Dothideomycetes; Pleosporales; Pleosporaceae. The record is from RefSeq and is a predicted model, not a curated record. The annotation marks the transcript as partial.